AAAUUUCUCUUCACUGUUGCAGAUGGCAAACAGUGUCUUCGGUCAGUCCGGGUCAUCGUCACUUCCUUUCGGCGUCCCGAAUCCAAUGAGCAUUUUCUCUCAAGGACAGUCAUCUGGUAGUGGAUCUGGAUCUUCUGAUAGCGGAUCUGGAUCAUCUGGUAGUGGGUCGGGAGCACUUGGCCCCUUCGAAAUACCAGGAGAGUUCGCCGAUGCUGUGUUCGGAGCUGGGCAGUCGGGGUCACAAGGAGGUCUGACUCCACAAAAUUUGGUCUCCUAUUGUCAGCAAGUGUGUAACCUUGCAGUGCCUUCCUCCAAAGCAAGGCGUCCAGAGGCGUCAGGUCGGAAAGGAGCAUCCCACGGCCACAAGGAGCGCCACGCCAGCCGGUCUGCACUUCCGCAGCACGCCGCUGUUAAGCACACUCGGCAGUCCGGAUCAUCCUCCAGCGGCAUCUGCCCCACCUUCUGCCAGAACUUAGACUCGUUCGUUCCCGGCUUCGGAAGCUCGUCUCAGAGCUCAUCCUCGGGCAGCUCAGCAGGUUCCACUGGUGAGUCUGGAACCAGUACACAAACUUCCAGUGACAGCCAAGGUGGAUCUACAACUGGUUCGGAAGAAUCUUCGUAGAGUUCCAGCGGUACCCCAGUAAAACCUUCAGAUCACUUUAAUCCGUCGUAAUAUAUCUGAACCAUCUCGCUUUCAGAUCGGAAGCUUUGGACAUUGAAACAGGCCACGUAAAUCUAAAAACUAGUGUAGUUCUCUUUUUUCAGAUCGGCUCGUCUGCACUCCUAUCUAUCUUAUAAUAUAGGUUCUUAGUGACAAUGAUCAGAGUGCACACACAAUGGAAACCGUACGCAGACCCAAGCAAAACUAACCGUUUUGAUUUUCUAUCUCAAGCGUACUGUUGGCAGUCACAGAGGAACUAUAAAAUAUUAUUAAUUUAGCAUCUAAAUAGCCAAUUAUUUACGCGUCUGAUGAUUAUGUUCGUAAAUGUUAUUAUAAUAUGGGUUUUUGAAAACUGUAAUUUAAAUACAUGUAGAGUUUUAACCAUUGAAAUAAAUAGCUAACUAACGCAUAAAAA
This is a messenger RNA of Schistocerca gregaria, 1076 nucleotides long. RefSeq names its product secreted protein C-like. The transcript has 9 exons. The coding region runs from base 23 to 622 and encodes 199 amino acids. NCBI's taxonomy places the organism in Eukaryota, Metazoa, Arthropoda, Insecta, Orthoptera, Acrididae. The record is from RefSeq and is a predicted model, not a curated record.